Molecule: messenger RNA, 1005 nt
Organism: Sorex araneus (European shrew)
Lineage: Eukaryota; Metazoa; Chordata; Mammalia; Eulipotyphla; Soricidae
Product: mas-related G-protein coupled receptor member X1-like
Exons: 2
Coding region: 1-1005 (334 amino acids)
Biological process (GO): G protein-coupled receptor signaling pathway
Cellular component (GO): membrane
Molecular function (GO): G protein-coupled receptor activity
Source: RefSeq, a predicted model, not a curated record
AUGGAGGGAAGGAACACCACUGGAGAAUAUCUGAGGCUGGAUACAACUGUGACAACCUGGGUGACAGUAAGCACACCACAGGAUGAAAGUGAUUGGCUGAACUUUCUACAAACAACCAAGAAGGCUUACAUCAUCACAAGGAUUUUGGAAUGUGUCUUUACUCUGAUGGGUCUGGCAGGAAAUGCGGUGGUGCUCUGGCUCCUGGGCUUCCGUAUUCGGAAGAAUGCUUUCUCCAUCUACAUCCUCAACUUGGCAGGAGCUGAUUUUGUCUUUCUCUUCAUCUGGAUGAUUUUAUCCGUUACAUCAUUCUUCAUAGGAUUAGAGUUUUCCAAUAAAUAUGCUCUUCUAUUUAUUCACAUAAGUGUCUUUCCCUAUGUUGCAAGCCUGAGCUUUAUUACUGCCAUUAGCACUGAGCGCUGCCUGUCUGUCCUAAAGCCCAUCUGGUACUAUAGCCACCGCCCAAAAUACUUAUCUGCUGUUGUGUGUGCCCUGCUUUGGGUCCUGUCCCUGCUCCUAAACAUCCUGAGAAUGACAUUCUGUGGUCAACUGAGUGGAAUGUUUGAUGACUAUUUGUGUGGGCUAACUUAUAUAAGCAUUGCCACGUGGAUAGUUUUCUGCUCUGUUCUUCUAUUAGUAUCCAGCCUGGCGCUGCUGACCAGAUUGCUGUGUGGCUCCCAGAAGAGGAAGCUGACCAGGCUGUAUGCGACCGUCGGGCUUACAGUGCUGGUCUUUCUCAUCUGUGGCCUACCUUGGGGAAUCCUCAUACCCUUGAUAAUAAUGUGGAAUGGUAUACACAGCUUUAGAUUUUGGCUAGCGACAGAGGUACUCUUCUGUGUCAAUAGCUGUGCCAACCCCAUCAUUUAUUUCUUUGUUGGUUCUUUUAGAAAGCAGAAAAAACAGCAAAGAAGGAGUCUCAAAAUAAUUCUGCAGAGGGCUUUGCAGGACAUUCCUGAGGAAAAUGGAAGUGAAGGCCGCCCUCCUCAGGAGACUCUGGAAAUGUCAUGA